Megalops cyprinoides (Indo-Pacific tarpon) is the source of this 1098-nucleotide messenger RNA. RefSeq names its product twisted gastrulation protein homolog 1-A-like. Gene Ontology annotation, biological process: regulation of BMP signaling pathway. NCBI's taxonomy places the organism in Eukaryota, Metazoa, Chordata, Actinopteri, Elopiformes, Megalopidae. The coding region runs from base 150 to 821 and encodes 223 amino acids. The record is from RefSeq and is a predicted model, not a curated record. The transcript has 5 exons.
UAACGCCAUCGAGACAGAACAUCAGUAUGAUUUCAUUCUGAAAGUAGAGGGAAACAAAGGGAUUUCAAACAACCACAAUUCAUAGCGGGAGAUCAAAGAUCAACAGCGUCAAGGUUGCAAGUGUUACCGCUCUCGGAGGAGCAGCAGGAAUGAGGCCUUGCAACGCGCUGAUUCCAGCGUCUGCUGCGCUCUUGUUCUUUCUCUCCUGGCUGUCACUGACCGCUGCCUGCAAUAAAGCGCUCUGUGCCAGCGAUGUCAGCAAGUGCCUUAUUCAGGAGCUGUGCCAGUGCAGGCCGUCGGAUGGGAACUGCUCCUGCUGUAAGGAGUGCAUGCUGUGCUUGGGCACGCUGUGGGAGGAGUGCUGCGACUGUGUGGGGAUGUGCAAUCCGAAGAACUACAGUGACACGCCAGCCACCUCCAAGAGCACGGUGGAGGAGCUCCACCGCCCCAUCCCAUCCCUCUUCCGUGCCCUCACCGAGGGCGACGCGCCCAUCAACAUGAUGGUGGUCUCCUUCCCCGUGGCUGAGGAGCUCUCCCAUCACGAGAGCGUGGUCUCCUUCCUGGAGACGCACGACGACCAGCACCAGAACGUCUCGCUGCCCGGCAACAGCAUCCACGCCCGCUAUGAUAGCACCCGAGAUAACCUCUGCACAGUGGUGUACUUUGACGACUGCGUAUCAAUCCGCCAGUGCAAGCUGUACUGUGAGUCUAUGGGUGGCUCCAAGUAUCGCUGGUUCCACAACGCCUGCUGCGAGUGCAUCGGGCCCGAAUGCCUGGACUACGGCAGCAAGGCUGUCAAGUGCAUGAACUGCCUCUUCUGAGGCACUCGGACUGGUUCUCCUGGAGAGCGCCAUACAAUGGGCCGCACUAGGGGAUGCUGUGAUCUGACUCUGGAGAAGCGGACAGUGGGUGUUGCCGAGACAGAUGGACCAUUGUUGACAUGCAUAGCGUGCUUCAAUAUUGCAAUGUAAAGUAUUUGCCCUCACCAAAUUGUUUUAUAUUUUUUGUGUAUUACUGUAUAUUUUAGGUAUUUUUAUAGGUUUCCACCAGAGAUGUAUAUGGAUAGUGUUUUUCUUCAGAAAUCUACUCUUACAUAGC